UCUGACUGGGGCUGUGUUAACACCGCCACGGACUGGCUUUUUCGGUCUGCCUGUCUGUUUGUGUGUAUGUGUCUGUCUGUGUGCACUCAGUCUUGAGGAGUCGACGUUGACGAGGAGGAGAACAAUCGAAAGUUAGCGCGUGGAUACAACUACCAGGCAACUAAAGACGCUAUGGGUUGGACAACGAAACUGUUCGUACUGUCCUUAUUAGGACUCGCGGCGUGUCAGCAGAGAUCGAUCAGCGGAGGUCGUCGACGUCAGCGCGUCCCGGCCGGCAAAUCCGAAGUAGCCGACUUCAACUGCCCUGAAGACUUCGGUUACUACCCGCACCCGACUGACUGCUCCCAGUACUACGUCUGCGUGUUCGGUGGAGCCCUUCAGGAGUCUUGUACUGGAGGACUCGUCUACAGCCACGAACUGCAGACCUGCGACUGGCCACGUAAUGUAGUGUGCAACCUGACGCAGGCGGGCUCGGGCGUGUCCACCGUCAGGAUCACGGACCCUCGAACUCGGACCAACCCCGUCAGGCCCGUUACAGAACCUCUUACGUCUUCUGUGAGCAGCUUCGAUGACCGCCUGGAUAACAGCCUCCGUUCAUCCCAGAGUCUGCGAGUUGCUAAUGCUUUCGACAGCAGCGACAAGGCCAAUCGCCAAGCUCGAUUCUUCCGGGAUCAGCAAGAACCGAAACAACAGGUUAUCACUUCCCAGCGAUUCCAGGAUCUCUUCCCAGAUACGGCGGUCCAAGAAUCCAACAGGCGCCUUGUUAACACCGCUCCUGUGUUCCCUCCACGCCAGCCUACUCCUGCUCCUCGUCCAGCUCCUCAGCCUGUUACUCCUUCCGUUGAUGACACUUUCUACGGCGAUCUUAACUUCACUGAUGCCGAUUACUUCUACUAUUACGACCUUUACGACGUAGAUUACUACGACAAUGCUCCAACCGCUACACCUGCUCCAGUCAGACGCCCAGUAACUGCAGCGCCAACCAGAGAGGUCACAAGUGCGGUUGAGUUUGAGACCCGACCUCCGUCACGUUCAACCACAACCACCACCACAAGUACCACCACAACCACAACCACAACCAAACCCCGUCCUCGCACUACCACCACUACCACCACCACCUCUACCACCCCCGCUCCCACCGCCGGUCCUAAAUUGAGGCCUAUUCCUGAAAGACGUCGCGUGGCUGCCUCUAGCUCCAAGUCUUUCUCACGAGGAGGAACUGCAAGAAGUGGAUCUUCUGUCCCCUCUAGUAACUCCCCCACCCCCUCUUCCUCCCUCCGGGCGUCGAGCUCUCCUUCCAGGCUCACCGCGUCGUCCUCCAGGAGCCAGCCCCUUCCCUCCUCCUCCUCCUCCAGGGACGGUCUAACCCAGCUCUUCGAAUUUUCCGACUUUGACUUUGAUUCUGCACGCCCUGGCUCCUCCUUUUCCUUCUCGGGCGUCGAAUCCCCCGACCAAUCUACUAUUUCAAAGCCUGGCCGCUCUGAAUCCUCCCGCCAACAGUCCUUUAGGCAACCCCAAUCCCCCCGUGCCGAAGAGACCGUUUCCCGAACCCAAUCCCGGUCCAGAUCCCAACCCCAAUCCCAGUCCCAAUCCCAGUCUUCCUCCGGGAGCGAGACCCGAGCUCACCCAGCCCGAAUCCAGGCUGCGGUCCCGGCCAAGAAACCCCAAGCUAUUUCCCGCACGCCCACCAAUGAGCAGAUGUCCUCCCAGGCCUUGAGGGCAAGAGCUCCCCUCACCUCCACCCUCUCUCGCUCCUCUUCUUCUAUCUCCUCCCAACCAUCCUCAGCUUCCAGUACUCUCCGUGCCUCCGAGUUAUCCUCUCGAGGCUCUCCCUCUACUUCUGCUUCCUCCUCUUCCUCCUCCUCCCAACGCUCUUCUCAGUCUUCUUCUCCCUCUUCCGGUAUCGGUUCCUCUAGUUCCCCCGAGAGUACCCAGAGCAGGUCAAGACGCCCAAGCACUUCCUCCUCUUCUUCUUCUUCGUCCAACCGCGGUUCCUCGUCCUCCUCCUCCUCCUCCUCCUCCUCCUCCUCUUCGUCAACCAGUGGACCCGUGACUGUAGACACUUCGGUGCCAAAGAGGAGUAGGCGUCCAACCUUGAAGCCCGUGUCAGAAAUCGCUCCCUCAGGUGCCACGUCCUUCGUCGAUAUCUGGAAAUAUCCCCCUAGGAGGCCAGCUCCAGUCCGCCCUCAGCCUCCCGUUGACACAAAGGCCACCAAGUGCGACCCCAAAGUGUGUGUUCUUCCAGACUGCUACUGCGGAGGAAAAGAUAUUCCAGGUGGUUUCGCCCCCGAGACAGUUCCUCAGAUUGUCCUAUUAACAUUUGACGAUGCUGUGAACGAUCUCAACAAAGGGCUAUACCGCGACCUCUUUGAAGUUGGGAGAACCAACCCCAACGGAUGCCCUAUUGCCUCCACCAUGUAUGUUAGUCACGAGUGGACUGACUACUCCCAGGUUCAGAACCUUUAUGCUGAUGGACACGAAAUUGCCUCACACUCAGUGUCGCAUAGCUUCGGCGAGCAGUUCUCAAUCAAGAAAUGGGCAAAGGAAAUCGCUGGACAGAGGGAAAUCAUGGCAGCCUAUGGUGGUGUUAAGAUGGAGGAUGUGAGGGGCAUGAGAGCACCAUUCUUGGCUAUUGGCGGCAACAAGAUGUUCAAGAUGUUAUACGACUACAACUUCACCUACGAUUCCUCCAUGCCUGUCUACGAGAACAAGCCUCCCAGCUGGCCAUACACUUUGGAUUAUAAGAUCUUCCACGACUGCAUGAUCCCUCCUUGUCCCACCAACUCUUAUCCUGGAGUAUGGCAGGUGCCCAUGGUGAUGUGGCAGGAUCUGACUGGCGGCCGCUGCUCCAUGGGUGACGCCUGCACCACGCCCCCCGACGCCGAGGGAGUCUACAAGAUGCUUAUCAAGAACUUCGAGAGACAUUACACCAGCAACAGGGCGCCAUUCGGUCUGUUCUACCACGCCGCUUGGUUCACCACACCUCACCAUAAGGAAGGUUUCAUCGCCUUCCUAGACACCAUCACAGCCAUGGACGAUGUUUGGCUCGUCACUAACUGGCAGCUCCUUCAGUGGAUGCGUGACCCUCAACCACUUAGUACAGUCAAGAACUUCCCUGCGUUUGGCUGCAAUUAUCCAGAGCGUAAGCGCUGCACCAGCACCAAGGUCUGCAACGUAUGGCACAAGGGAGGCGUGCGUUACAUGCGAACGUGCCAACAGUGCCCCGAGAAAUACCCUUGGACUGGCAACACCGGAGUCAACAGCCCACUGAACGAUCUCUAAACGACCUAACUUAUUGCCCACCUCACGACUGUGAUCUUGUGAUUUUGUUCGUUCGCUCUUGUUGUUUCAGGACCAUGGUCUAAUAGCGUCGUUGGGAAUCGCUAAAAGGAAGAAUUGUAAUAAGGAAGUUUGCGAAAUUGAAUUGCCAAUUAUGUAGUAGGUACAAUGACCCCAUGCUUCUGAACGAACAGAAUGUGACGACGCACGACUGAAUGCCUAUUUACGCAAGGUUAAUUAGGUUAAGCACUUAUGUUAAAAUAUUUCGAAUUCAUUACCAUUACAGUUGGAAAGGCUCUUGUUGCCGUUAAAAAAAUACAUGUUUCACGCCCACGCAAGUAUUCUUAAACACAAAUACGCUUCAUUUAGUUUGGUAAACAGUGCAAACUCCUAUGGAGUCUUUUUUUUAUUAGACCGUAUUUUUUUUUAUAUUCACAAAAAAAAAACUCGCAUAAAAAUAUAAAAUAGAGCUAUCCACACACAACUCUUCUAUUUGCAAACGUGACGUGAAGCAAGUCUGAUAAAUUUCCUGUUAUCGUGAUGUUUCGAUCCCUUUACCUUGACGAUAUUAAAAGUGUCAUUAUCAGCUCAUUUUAAACUGCAUGACUCUUAGUAAUCUUCAUUUUCAUACUAUACAAAAGAGAAUGAACCUUACUGAACUUGAGUAUAGGUUAAAAAGUCUGGUAUUGUCACACACAAUAUAGACUAAGAGAUGUAGAUAUGUAUAUAGACAUUUCAUUUUACAUGUUAUAACUGUACCCUUGAGCAUAUGGUUGAAAAAAAAGAGAUGUUCUGGCUAUAUCAGUGCAAUAAAUAAUAAAUAUUA
Molecule: messenger RNA, 4105 nt
Organism: Penaeus chinensis
Lineage: Eukaryota; Metazoa; Arthropoda; Malacostraca; Decapoda; Penaeidae
Gene: Cda5
Product: flocculation protein FLO11-like
Exons: 21
Coding region: 172-3282 (1036 amino acids)
Biological process (GO): carbohydrate metabolic process
Cellular component (GO): extracellular region
Molecular function (GO): hydrolase activity, acting on carbon-nitrogen (but not peptide) bonds; chitin binding
Source: RefSeq, a predicted model, not a curated record